UAUAUUAUCGCUACGAAUGGGAGAUUAUGUUAAAGCACUCAUUGAAACUUAGGUGAUUGGAGCCUUUCGAGUGGCAUUGACUAUGCCCUUAGAACAUGUACUUGAUAGAAUUAAGACAUAUAAACAAUCAAAGCAAGGCAUCACUUAUAUAUAGGUAAAUUAUCGAUUAAAUUAUAGAGUUACAUAGAUAUAAAGGGAGCUAGAGGAAUGAUAGGCUUAUAUGAUGGCUUUUCUCCAAGUUUUUUGAGGAACAUGGUCAAAUAAUAUUAUAGAUGGCCUAUGAUGAUUUUUAUACCUUAACUACUGAAUGAACACAUCCAUAAUUAAUCCAUUAAUAAAAUUAUAACAGGAGCUUCAAUUGGAUUGUUUGAAAGUUGUAUUAUUACUCCUUUUGAAAGACUUAAGACAUUAAAAAUGACCUCAAUGUCUACUGGCUUUGGUUAUUUCAAAUACAUAACAUUUGAAUCAAUAUAUGUUGGUUUUAGAAUUCAAACAACAAGACAGGUAGUAUCAUGGACUAACUAUUUAUAUUGGGAUCAUAAAGUCCGUUAUGCAUUAAAAGCUGAUCCUGGCUAACCACUUUCAUUAGUUAAUUCUUUAAUUGCUUCCUCUCUUAGUAGCAUUUUAAAUAUCCUAGCUGGUAUAUUAUUAUCAAUAUUAUUAGUUCAUCCUUUUGAUACAAUCAAAACAUUAGUCUAGAUGGAGGGAAAUCAAAAUUUUAAAAAUCUCUCUCUUUUAGAAGGAUUUAAGAUUGUAUACAAAAAUUAUGGUAUAUCAGGACUAUAUGCAGGAUGGUAAGCAAGAAUAAUAGCUUAUUUUUGUUAAGCUCUUCUUACAACUCCUACUAUAGAUUACUUAGAAAGAAACUAUGGAAUUUCAAGAAGUUAGAAAUAACAAUGA
Molecule: messenger RNA, 900 nt
Organism: Paramecium primaurelia
Lineage: Eukaryota; Ciliophora; Oligohymenophorea; Peniculida; Parameciidae
Source: the annotation of a GenBank genome assembly